This is a messenger RNA of Chaetomium fimeti, 862 nucleotides long. RefSeq lists its product as uncharacterized. Bases 135 to 767 code for a protein of 210 amino acids. The transcript has a single exon. The record is from RefSeq and is a predicted model, not a curated record. NCBI's taxonomy places the organism in Eukaryota, Fungi, Ascomycota, Sordariomycetes, Sordariales, Chaetomiaceae.
CUUUGCAUCUGGAUCAGGUUUCGGCGAGGCCCCUCGCCUUCUCCACGAGCUACCCCCGUCGUAGAAGGUGUUCUUUCGCAUCGUCACGACAGAAAACCACACAUUCUCGCUGACUGGGAAGUCGAGUCGAGGGGAUGGAUUCUCUGCUCUGGGCCCGCCGUUAUUCUCACCCCUCUGUCUAUGUCAUUGAUUCGCGCAAGCGCCCUGGUCAUUUCUCGCAGAUCCGCCCUGCAUCUCCUCGACCACACCCCCCCCUGCACCAACCCAACCCUGUGCUCGAGUCCGCUCUGGAACAAGUGGCCAAGCGGACUGACCAGGGCCCGGAACGGCGUGCUAAAAACAGUCUCAACCCACUUUCUGCAUCUCCCCCGUCUGAGCAAAAGCGCCAGCCAGCCAGCCUUGUCCGAGUGCGUCGAUUCCGGUGGUGUGGGCAGCACGCUUCCUCCUGGCUUGUGAACAUGGUCAGCAAGGAUGGUUUUGCUGCUCCCCUGCCGGUCUCUGCUCACCACCUCAAAUUCCCGGUAUCCUGGUCUCAUCUUGGCAAUGUCCCCGGGAGCCAUGCAUCUCGAGUUCCUCCUUCGCACACACUCCUUCCGGCAGGCUCCUUCCCGUGGCCGCCUUCCACUGAUCAACAAGCCCUGAGCGUUUCGGUGGUCUGUUUACUCGCCCGGUUUCCCGUCUCGAGUCUCCCGGGACCCUCUCGCUGCUCGAACCUCCAGACCCUGGCGUCAAUCUUUUCUGAUACGCGCUGCUUUCAAAUGAAAUAGCUCAGGGUACCUCAAGACACCCUCUUGCUCCACAUUGUUUCCGCUCGCUUGCUUGCCUAAACGGUAAACGAUCAAACUGGUCUACAAAUCGUUGG